UAGUUUGUAGGUUUCGGGAGCGCAACCUCAUUCCUGCGGUUGCGUUUCUGUCGCUCGCUGUGAGCUCAAACCUGCUUUUUCUACCUGUUCAUUCACUCGUUUUUUCUUGUUUUUUUUUUUUUUUUUUUUUACUCGGAUAAACGCUUUUGCGAUAAAAACCGUUUAUGGUCCUGGCUGAAGAUUUCACCAUGUCUCGCACUGACGAGGUUCAUCGCUUGACGGAAAAUGUUUAUAAGACCAUCAUGGAGCAGUUCAACCCCUGCUUACGGAACUUUGUUGCCAUGGGGAAGAACUAUGAGAAGGCCCUUGCCAAUGUGACAUUUGCUGCAAAAGGCUAUUUUGAUGCUCUGGUACGAAUGGGUGAGCUGGCCAGUGAGAGUCAAGGAUCCAAAGAUUUGGGGGACGUUCUGUUCCAGAUGGCUGAGGUCCACAGACAGAUCCAAGUGCAGCUAGAGGAAAUGCUUAAAUGCUUCCAUAAUGAGCUGCUCUCUGAGCUUGAGAAGAAGGUGGAUCUAGAUGCUCGGUACUUGACUGCUGCCUUGAAAAAAUACCAGCUGGAACACAAGAGCAAAGGGGAGAGUCUGGAAAAAUGCCAGGGUGAACUGAAGAAGCUUCGAAGGAAGAGUCAAGGCAGUAAGAACCCUUCAAAGUAUGGAGAGAAGGAGAUGCAGUUUGUGGAGACCAUUAGCAAUAAGCAGACAGAACUAGACACCUUCAUAGCUGAGGGCUACAAGACGGCCUUGUCAGAGGAACGCCGCAGAUACUGCUUCCUCGUGGACCGACAGUGUGCUGUGGCCAAAAACAGCAGCGCCUACCAUGGAAAGGGAAAAGACCUUUUGACCCAGAAGAUCCCAGUGUGGCAGCAGGCCUGCUCAGAUCCCAACAAACUGCCAGACAGAGCCAUGCUGCUGGCCCAGCAGAUGGGUUCUGCUGCUCUUGGAGGCACAAGUCCCCUGCACUCCUCCAAAUCCAAUCUGGUCAUCUCAGACCCCAUACCGGGGGCUCAGCCUCUUCCUGUUCCCCCGGAGCUGGCUGUUUUUAUGGGGAGCGGCCUCGGACACCCAGCGAGGCUGAUGGGCCCGGAUGGCAUGUCGAUGGUCAAUGGAACGACAGGAGUCCACGGCGAGGAAUACUGGACAGAUGGGGGUUCAAUGUCUGUGUCUCAAGUUAGGCCAGCAUCCCCUCAGACUCAGGCACAGGGCCAGUCCCAGGUCCAGCCCCAGAGACAGGUCAGCGACGUCUACUCCAACACCCUCCCUGUGCGUAGGCCUGCUCCUGCCAAGAAUAAAAACCCAGUGGGAGAGACACGGACUCUGCCCAGGUCCAGUUCCAUGGCAGCCGGACUGGAAAAGAACGGGCGCUCACGCGUCCAGGCCAUCUUCUCCCAUGCCGCAGGCGACAACAGUACCCUGCUAAGCUUCUCCGAGGGAGAUGUCAUCACCCUGCUAGUGCCUGAGGCUCGUGAUGGCUGGCACUAUGGAGAAAAUGAGAAGAACAAGAUGCGUGGCUGGUUCCCAUUCUCCUACACACGUGUGCUCCCUGAAAGUGAUGGCGACAAGCUCAAAGUGAAUUCCAGUCUCCAUCAUGGUAAAAGCAGCAGCACUGGGAACCUGCUGGAGAGCGACGCAUCACUGCCCACACCUGACUACGGCCUAACUGCCCGACUGUUGGCACAGAGCUUAGCACAGACCCGCCCACGGCCCUACAGCAUGGCAGGGUUCGCUCCACAGCCUGCCAUUGAGGAUUAUGACAGCCGCUUUGCCACAAGUGACAGUCCUGAUGGCAAAUUGAUUUCGACUGUGUGAGAACAGACAUACAGACAGACACAGACAGCUCCGGAUAGCACAGGGGCCUCCUCCUCCUCCCCCAUCUUUUCCUUCCUCUUCCCCUCCCCCUCCUGUCCACUUGUCUGCACCUCUGCCUCCACUCCUUCUCCGAAUGGAAGAGGCCAAUUUCAUCCCUCCUUUCUGUCCUCUCUUCCUCCCCGGGUCCCUCCUUUUCCUAAUCCUGUCCGUCCUGGGUGCUGCUGCUGCUUCUGGCGUUGGUGUGGACAGUAGCGGCUGGUGGGUGGAGGAUUGCGUUGAGCGUGAGAUCCCGAGCGGGGCCUACCUGCUCGGCAUGCAGCGAUACGGACUCUGAACACUCUCUCUGAUCACAGUCCGCACAUCUCGGACUGUUCUCUCAAGAGACUGCCUUUGCUACUGCUCGUCUUUCAUGCAUGUACAUGGUUGUGUCAUUUUGUCAGAAACUGAAAGACAUGUUCAUGUACUGUUCAAGUGCCAAAAGUCUUCAAUGUUGUUGUACUUAAAGCCACUGACUGAAUGGCCUUUUUUAAAGCACCAUGGGGCCCCAAUACUGUUGAGUUCCCACCAAAAAACAGGCUGAAAAAGCUUUGUUUCAACAAACGCUGUCCAGCAGCUUGCUGUGUUUCUGUUUUGAGAACUGCCACAGGUCCUGCUGUGCUUCCUUGUGUCAGUGCUAGAACUUUCUGUCCAGAGGGUGUGUCAUAUCUGCCUUACUUUGGUUGUUUUUUUGUUUUUUUUUUGAAUAAACACAAACAUAUAAAUUCUUUUGUUUUCUUCCCAGUCCGUCUAAAAUAAAUGUGUGCUUGGUUAAACUUCACACCCUCAGGCAUACUUGUUUAUUUCUUUGCUUUUUUUGCAUUCCUGGCUUACUUAUUGCCAGAUACCUUGGUUAAAUUAAAAUACUGUUUCAUUUUUUUCCCACUUAAAGCUGUACCAGUGAACUUUUUUGUUGACUAUUCUUAAAUUACAGCUGUGAUUAACUUGAGAUUUACUUAUCAACACAGCUUUCUGCAACUUUCCCUGUUUUUUUUCUGAUUGUAUUCCUUGAGUGGCUGUGCAGUUUUGGUCUUUUCUUUUAAAGGAAAAAAAACAGUAAUAAUAAACACUGUCCUUGUAACAUAUUUCCAGAAAAAAUGGUAAACAUACUGAUGAGUUGAAGCGUUUAUCUUAUGCAUGCCGUGGAGGGGGAAACCAGAAAAAUGUGACACUAAAAAUUGACCUUGAAUGUAUGGUGACUUUUUACAAAGGUAUUCUAAAUAAAACACAUCUCUAUAUAUUAAUAAAC
Molecule: messenger RNA, 3090 nt
Organism: Xiphophorus hellerii (green swordtail)
Lineage: Eukaryota; Metazoa; Chordata; Actinopteri; Cyprinodontiformes; Poeciliidae
Product: brain-specific angiogenesis inhibitor 1-associated protein 2-like
Exons: 14
Coding region: 165-1805 (546 amino acids)
Biological process (GO): plasma membrane organization; actin filament bundle assembly; positive regulation of actin filament polymerization
Cellular component (GO): nucleoplasm; cytosol
Molecular function (GO): cytoskeletal adaptor activity; protein binding
Source: RefSeq, a predicted model, not a curated record